AUGGCAGUGUUCCAUACUGGAAUCCUUGCCCUUGGCACAACCCCUGAUACCCUCCCUGGAAAUGAGACAGCUCGUCUUGCAUUGUUGGCCUUCAAGUCAAUUUUGAAUGACCCUCAAGGAACACUCAGCUCCUGGAAUGAUUCUUUCGAUUUCUGCCAAUGGGACGGUAUUACCUGUGGCCGAAAGCACAGAAGAGUAACCAUCUUGGAUUUAGGGUCUAGAGGCUUGGUCGGUCCAUUGUCUCCUUCUGUCAGAAACCUGAGUUCUCUUCAGGUUCUAAGUCUCUAUAAUAACAGCUUUCAAGGUGGCAUAUCACCAGAAAUUAGUCAUCUAUUCAGGCUGCAAACACUAAACCUGGGCAUGAAUAACUUCGUUGAAAAAGCUCACCAGUCUAAGGAUUCAUGUAAUCAACUUCAUGGAGGUCUUCUGUCGGACUUGGGGUUGAUGCUUCCUCAUAUUCAAUUUCUUCAAUUAGAUGAUAACCAAUUUACUGGACCCCUUCCACCCUCCUUAUCCAAUGCUACAGAAAUGGAAAGGAUUUCCAUUUCAAAUAACAGUUUCAGUGGACAAAUAUCAAUUGAUUUUGGACGUCUACUGCGUCUCUGGGGUGUAAUGCUAACGUAUAAUAAACUUGGAAGUGGGGGGCCUGAUGAAAUGAACUUCAUUAGUUCUCUGGCAAACUGCAGCAAUUUGCUGGUUGUAGGUCUCCUAGGUAACCAACUCCGAGGAGCAUUACCAAGUGUAUUACCAAGUUAUGUAAGCAAUUUCUCCACAAAUCUUUACUAUUUUACACUUCAUCAAAAUCGUCUAUAUGGAAACAUUCCUUCAUGGAUUGGAGAUCUUGUCAACUAA
Ilex paraguariensis (yerba mate) is the source of this 852-nucleotide messenger RNA. The record is from the annotation of a GenBank genome assembly. Lineage: Eukaryota; Viridiplantae; Streptophyta; Magnoliopsida; Aquifoliales; Aquifoliaceae.